This is a messenger RNA of Podospora pseudocomata, 1371 nucleotides long. RefSeq names its product Enzyme that catalyzes the fourth step in the histidine pathway (gene HIS6). Bases 495 to 1268 code for a protein of 257 amino acids. The record is from RefSeq and is a predicted model, not a curated record. Lineage: Eukaryota; Fungi; Ascomycota; Sordariomycetes; Sordariales; Podosporaceae. Gene Ontology annotation, cellular component: cytoplasm. Gene Ontology annotation, biological process: L-histidine biosynthetic process; L-tryptophan biosynthetic process. The transcript has 2 exons. Gene Ontology annotation, molecular function: 1-(5-phosphoribosyl)-5-[(5-phosphoribosylamino)methylideneamino]imidazole-4-carboxamide isomerase activity.
UCCUCAUCGCGGGCCUGUCUCUUGGAUGGUGGAGCGGCGCAUGGGGCGAUGCCAGCGGGCAUCUUGAAUCGAGCUUCAAAGUGCCGUCUGAGGGCUUCUUGGGCGUCCACCACGUCCUCUUCGACGGGAGGCACCUUUCGUUUUCCUAGUGCGCUUGGCAUUUUUGCGAUUGAGAUUUGUAAGGUGCGUGUUGGUGGUGAAUUGCAAGGUGGGAUGGGAGCUCUUGACCAAAAAUUUCGGGGAGCUUUGCGGUAGCAGAACCUCGAUGGCUUUCCUUAUCUUAUCUGUUACCAUCUUUCGUACCAUUUGCGUAAAUUACACAUUAACCACCGCAAAUUGGAUGAAAUACCGUGUAUUCACAUCACCCCUCCAACAAUUGCUCACCCACUCCCUCAUCGUUUACUCACUCACUCACACACAAAAGCUACCCCGCCAAAACAUUCACUCACCCACCCACCCCCUUUUUCACCCCCUGUUCCUCCCUCACCACCAACAUGACCCGUUUCCGCCCCUGCAUAGACCUCCACUCAGGCCAAGUCAAACAAAUCGUCGGCGGCACCCUCGACUCCAAAACCACCUCCCUCCUCACCAACUUUAUCUCCCCCCACCCCCCAUCUUACUUCUCCAAGCUCUACAAAGAAAAUGACCUCCACGGCGCCCACGUCAUCAUGCUCGGGCCCGGCAACCGCACAGCAGCCAUCGAGUCCUUAGCCGCCUGGCCCAACAACCUCCAAAUCGGCGGCGGCAUCAACGAGACCAACGCCCAGGAGUGGAUCAACCUCGGAGCCUCAAAAGUGAUCAUCACAUCCUACCUCUUUCCCAACGGGACUUUCUCCCAGGAGAGACUAGACAAAGUCCUUGUUGCGCUUGGUGGGGACAAGGAGAAGCUGGUGAUUGAUCUGAGCUGCAGGAGGAAGGGCGAGGAUAGGUGGUUUGUUGCCAUGGAUAAGUGGCAGACAAUCACAGAUAUGGAGGUUUGUGAAGAAUCUAUCAGACAGCUCGAGCCGUAUUGCUCAGAGUUCCUCAUCCACGCUGCCGACAACGAAGGCCUGCAGCGUGGCAUUGACGAAAAGCUGGUGGAAAACCUGGCCAGGUGGUGCAGUAUCCCCGUUACAUACGCUGGCGGCGGUAGGAAUCUGGAUGAUCUGGAGAUGGUCAAGAAGCUCAGCAACGGGAAAGUGGACCUAACAAUCGGCAGCGCCCUGGAUUGCUUCGGCGGGAGCGGUGUCACGCUGCAAGAGUGCGUUGAAUGGAAUAAAAAGCAGUAAAAAUGAUGCAACAGGUGAAAAAAUAAAAGAAGGGCAUAUUGUUCCCAAUGCGUAUUUUUGGCGCUAACAAUGGACUUGAAUAACUAUUAAUACUGUCCAACAC